CAGUAGUAAUAAUGUUCGUUUUGGCAGAAGGAUUUAUUUACAUGUUGAAACUAUGCGAGAACAUAAGUUAUGUACUGGUGACCAUGUUUUCGUCAGAAAAGAAGUUGAAAACGAGUUAGAGCAAAAGAAUACAUUCGUUGAGAUGGUCACUGUGGGUAUCGCUUGGCCAUCAUUUGCUAUUAAAAAAAACCAGAUCCAAUUAAAUACAUUGCAACGUGAAAAUGCCAAUCUUGAGGUUGAUGAUAUCGCGAUUUUGUCGCGUAUAAAAAGUUUCAUCGUAAAUGCAUCUAGAAUUGUACUGAAACCAUUAGGAAAUGUCGAUUUUCCUAUCGAUCAAAUGUUGAAUAUUUUUGCAAAAGAAAUUUUAAUAGACCUUAAAUAUUUAAUGAAAGGCAAUCGCGUAGAAUUUCAAUAUCAUGGAACAAUAAGAAGUUUUCAUGUGGAAGAUGUAAAUCCUGUGAAAGAUGAGAAUGCUAUUGAAGAUGGUUGCUUAGAAAUUGGUUUAUAUCCCGUUUGCCGAGAUACAUCUGUUGUAAUUUUACCACACAUUGUUAGUAAAGAUAGAAAUGUAAACGAUAAAUUUCCUGAAGUUGGCUAUGAUUCAAUUGGUGGACUAACAGAACAAAUUAAAAUAAUUCGCGAGAUGGUAGAAACUCCUCUAAAGAAUCCCGAGUUAUUUACCCAAUUUGGAUUACGGCCACCCAAAGGAAUCCUUUUAUAUGGGCCUCCGGGAACUGGAAAAACGUUAAUUGCACGUGCAGUUGCAACAGAAACAAAAUCCCAUGUUAUUUGUGUGAAUGGUCCCGAAAUAAUUAGUAAAUUUUAUGGGGAAACUGAAGCAAAGUUAAGAAAUAUAUUUGACCAAGCGACUGAAAAUGCACCUUCAAUUAUUUUUAUUGACGAAGUUGACGCGUUAUGUCCUAAACGCGAUGAGGCAAGUAAUGAAUCGGAAAAACGCAUUGUAACAACAUUACUCACUUUAAUGGAUGGGAUCACUAACAAAAAAAAUCAUGAAACGCAACAUGAUCGUGUUGUAGUUAUUGGAGCAACAAAUCGUCCAAAUGCUUUAGAUCAAGCAUUGCGAAGGCCAGGAAGAUUUGACCGCGAAAUUGAAAUUACGAUUCCAAAUGCUAUUUCGCGAUGUUCUAUUUUAUCGACUUUAUUGAAAAAAAUCCCAAACACUCUUACAAUCGAAGAAAUAAAUGCAUUAUCGUCUAAAUCGCAUGGUUAUGUUGGUGCAGAUCUGGCAGCUACUUGUCGAGAAGCCGGAUUAAAGGCCAUUAAAAGGUGUAUAAAGGGAAAUAAACGAGAUGAUGUAAAAGUUAACAUACAAGAUAUGGAAGCUGCUAUGGCUGAAAUUCGGCCAAGUGCUAUGCGAGAAAUUCUCUUAGAAGUUCCUAAAGUAUAUUGGUCAGAUAUCGGUGGCCAACAAGAAAUCAAACAGAAACUAAAGGAAUCAAUUGAAUGGCCAUUACAACAUCCCGAAGCCUUUCUAAGGUUAGGCAUAAGACCUCCAAAAGGUAUAUUAUUGUAUGGACCUCCAGGAUGUAGUAAAACCCUCAUGGCCAAAGCUUUGGCGACUGAAGCUGGUUUGAAUUUUAUCGCUGUGAAAGGUCCUGAGCUUUUCAGUAAAUGGGUUGGUGAAUCAGAGAAAGCAGUUCGUGAAGUAUUUCGUAAAGCACGUGCAGCCUCUCCUUCGAUCGUUUUCUUUGACGAAAUUGACGCUUUAACUGUUAAACGUGGUAUUGGUAUAGAAAGUGGUACUUCAGUUGCAGAUCGAGUUCUAUCUCAAUUAUUAAAUGAAUUAGAUGGAAUUGAACCGUUAGUAAAUGUAACUGUUGUAGCUGCAACUAAUCGUCCAGAUAUUAUAGAUAAUGCGUUAUUAAGACCUGGACGAUUUGAUCGGAUCUUAUAUGUAAGUCCACCUGAUUUACAAUCCAGAAAAGAAAUUUUUCGAAUUCAAUUAAAAAAAAUGUCACAUGCUAAAGUUGUCAACGUUGAAGAAUUAGCAACAAAGACCGAUAAAUGUUCUGGUGCUGAAAUUGUGGCUAUAUGUCAAGAAGCAGCUUUAUAUGCUAUGGAUGAAGAUCUUGAGGCUAAGGAGGUAAGGAAUGAUCAUUUCUUUAAAGCGAUUUCUUCGUUUACACGUCGUAUUACACCUGAAAUGAUUAAAUUUUAUGAUGAUUAUCGAGAAAAAUUCGAAAAAAAUUAA
This is a messenger RNA of Funneliformis mosseae, 2212 nucleotides long. The record is from the annotation of a GenBank genome assembly. NCBI's taxonomy places the organism in Eukaryota, Fungi, Glomeromycota, Glomeromycetes, Glomerales, Glomeraceae.